UGGGUCACGGCGCAGGCGCGGAAUACGGAGUAGCGCCGCGCGAGGCGGAGGCGCGGGGUUCGCGUGUGUUCUUGUGGGUCUGGGUUUCGGAACCGGUGGUUGAGUCGACAUGUCAGACAACGAGGACAAUUUUGACGGGGAUGACUUCGACGAUGUGGAGGAGGACGAAGGGCUGGACGACCUGGAGAAUGCCGAGGAGGAGGGCCAGGAGAAUGUUGAGAUCCUGCCCUCUGGGGAGCGACCACAGGCCAACCAGAAACGAAUCACCACCCCGUACAUGACCAAGUAUGAGCGAGCCCGCGUGCUGGGCACCCGCGCCCUCCAGAUCGCGAUGUGUGCCCCUGUGAUGGUGGAGCUGGAGGGAGAGACAGAUCCUUUGCUCAUUGCCAUGAAGGAACUCAAGGCCCGGAAGAUCCCCAUCAUCAUCCGCCGCUACCUGCCCGAUGGGAGCUAUGAGGACUGGGGGGUCGACGAGCUCAUCAUCACCGACUGAGCCGAGCUGUCUGCUGCCCUGGCCCCUGCCCACUUGGUUCCCAUUUUCUACGUGUAAAUAAUAAACGAUUUAGUCUUUCA
Lepus europaeus (European hare) is the source of this 573-nucleotide messenger RNA. RefSeq names its product RNA polymerase II, I and III subunit F (gene POLR2F). Gene Ontology annotation, cellular component: RNA polymerase II, core complex; nucleus; RNA polymerase III complex. The transcript is spliced from 5 exons. Gene Ontology annotation, molecular function: DNA binding; DNA-directed RNA polymerase activity. The record is from RefSeq and is a predicted model, not a curated record. NCBI's taxonomy places the organism in Eukaryota, Metazoa, Chordata, Mammalia, Lagomorpha, Leporidae. Gene Ontology annotation, biological process: DNA-templated transcription. Bases 110 to 493 code for a protein of 127 amino acids.